ACAACGUUACUUUCUAAACAAAGAAGAUAAGCGACAGCAACAGCAACAGGAUGCCACGCUUUAGUUUUAGCUCGUAUGUCACCAAAAAAGUAUUAACUGGCGUAAGUUCUAUAAAUAAAGAAGAUUUAGAACUGAAAGAUGCCUUCAAGAAGCAAGAACUCGAAGACAGUCAACUUAUUCUUUCCAUUGCGUCUACUAGCAUCGACAAGCAACAGUCGCUUUCGGAAACAUGCGAUUUCAAAGAUUUUGACAAUGUAUCAGAUGAUAUAAGUUUAUUGAAAUUCAAAGGACUCGAUGAAAAGGAAAACACAGAUCAACUUUCUAUAGAACAAUCUGAACAUGUUGAAAGUGAAGCAGAUAGCACCAUUUUUGGACCGGAAUCAAGCUGUGUAGAUGAUAACAUUGAUGGGUUGUCGGACCAACAUGCAUGUCCAUUCUUAUUCAACGGAUCUGAACACUCUAUAGAAUGCAACCAAUCGGCAGUAAAUCCUCCAAGUCAAACAGAAAAAUUGGAAAGUCGAAACAAUUUAGAAGAAGCAGAACAGACACGUACACUUAAGAUGUAUAUUGUUGAUAAAACAGAAAGUAAAGAGCUAGUUCCUGCAACUCAAUCUACUGUUCCCAAUUUGAACGAGUUAACCAAGCAUGCAACAGCUGUAAUGUUUACCGAUGAGGACAACUUUAUUCACCCAGUAAGAAAUACCAAAGAUAUCAACAAUCUUAUUCCUGCUCUUAAAGGAGAGUCAAUAUCUCCUUUCCCACAAGAAGUAGAAGAUUCAUUAAAGCGUAUUCAAAAAAUACCAAUGUACCAAGUAACACAUUUUGCGCAUCUUGGAGACUACAUGCGUCAUCUUCAGGCAAAUGAAAGGAUAUGUGAUGUAUUGGUCUUCAUCGGCACUAAUAAGUAUUCAGCUCAUCGCAUAUCUUUGGCAUGUUUCAGCGACUUUUUCGCCGAUAUGUUUUAUACAAGAGGCGAAAAACAGCGUGUUCCACUUACUAUUAGACUAAAAGGUAUCAAACCAAAAGCAUUUGAACUUUUACUCAAUUUCAUUUACACUGGAAUGUUAAAUGUCACACCAGAGGUCAUUGGUGAUUUGAUGACAAUGGCAAAAAAUCUCGGAAUUUCUAUGAUAAAAAACCGUAUAAUUGAAUUUCUGGAAUGUCUACCAUUAGCCCAAGCACUCAGCAUCAUCAUAAAGCAUAAAGUACUGUUUGGAAUGCUGUAUGAUAGAGCAAUCAAGGCUGUCUGUGAUAAUUUUAUUACGUUCAGACACGAAGAAGUAGUUCAAGAAGUAGAUAUUGAAACAUUAAUAGUCAUUCUGAGCAGUGAUAAUCUUAAAAUUGACACAGAACUAGAAGUGUUUAGAACUGCAGUACGCUGGAUGGCCCACGAUACGGAGGCGAGAAGGAAGGAACUUAUGAGGUUGAUGCAGUGUGUACGUUUUGGUAACAUGACCCAAUUAGAGCUGGCACAGUGUAACGAAUUCACCGAUCUGUUGAAAGACAGCAAAAUGUGUAAACAAAUCUUAUUGGAAGCCAACUGGAUCGUUACAGUCAAAAUGCUACAUAAAGAUGACCCAUUUCACCUUACUACCCAGAAACAACGUACGCCAUUACAGAACUAGCAGUGAAGUGUUUAGAUUCUUCAACAGGGAUGGAUAUUAUAAAAUAAAUUGAAGGCACUUGAAAUAUUCUAAAGCUAAUGGACGCAUAAAUUUUGCUUAAACAUUAUUAUAUACAGAUAUUUAAAACAAUACCAAUGUUCAUUACCAAAUCAAAAAUAACAAAAUAGACCAGAAAAUGAAACCAGAAGCAUCCAUGCACUACUGAAUCAAACAAUGUUCUACAUAUUCGCAACAAUAAAAUUGUUAGAACCAUGCAA
Molecule: messenger RNA, 1882 nt
Organism: Mytilus californianus (California mussel)
Lineage: Eukaryota; Metazoa; Mollusca; Bivalvia; Mytilida; Mytilidae
Product: kelch-like protein 31
Exons: 4
Coding region: 51-1625 (524 amino acids)
Molecular function (GO): protein binding
Source: RefSeq, a predicted model, not a curated record